GAAAUUUCUCCGUAACCACCACCACCACCCCACCCCACCCCCUAAACCCACCACCACCCACCCCCGCGCUUUUUAACUUUCUUCUGCUUUUUUAAUGGCCGUCUGCACAAAUCACACUGAUUAUCGUUUCAAUCAAGCAGGAAGCUAAAAUUUUCAAACCCUAAUUUUUUUUAUCUUCGUCAUUACUCUGCUUUUUCCAAUUGCAAAAUGAAGCUCCGCUCUCAUGGCGAUGGCGCUUCUUCUUCCAAAGGGAAAGCGAAAUUGAAGUACGGAGACAGUUCUGAUGCGGAAGAUUAUGGAGCGGCGUCAUCCGAUUCUGAUUUUAAUGUGCUGAGUGGUGAUGAAGGUGAAGAUCUGCUUGAUGUACUUGCAUACAGCGCGGAGGUUUUCAAUUUGAAUUAUGUUAGUGAUGAAGAUGGUGUCCCGAAAAGGAGGAAAAAGAACUCCUACGGAAAAAGGGGAAGUCAGAGUAGUAAAAAAGCUGAGGAAGAAGAGAGUGAGAGAGGCACCGGUGCACAUAUUGAGACUGUUAUUGGCAUCGAUCCAGGGAAAAUUGAAUUUGCUGGUGGCAUAGCUGAGAAAUCUUGUAGGAAAAAGAAGGGUAGGAAGAAAAAAGAUAGGCCUAUAUUAAUGUGGGAAGUAUUAGAACAAGAAAAUGAUAGAUGGAUUGAAGAGAAUUUACAAAUAGAUAUGGACUUGAUAAAUCAGAAUGAGAUAGUGAUGGAAACUGUUGAGCCUUCAGAUGACUUGAUAAUACCACUACUAAGAUACCAGAAGGAGUGGUUAGCUUGGGCUUUGAAGCAAGAGGAAUCUACUGCCCGAGGUGGCAUACUUGCAGACGAAAUGGGAAUGGGCAAGACUCUCCAGGCAAUAGCGCUCGUUCUAUUCAAAAGAAGUUUCUCAUCAGGAAUUCCCGAUCCUGCUUUACCCUCAUCUUCAAUCAGUUCCUCAAGGGAGUUACCACCGAUAAAGGGUACACUUGUUAUAUGUCCCUUGGUCGCUGUGAUGCAGUGGGUUAGAGAGAUUGAUCGGUUCACUUCCAAGGGAAGUACCAAGGUUCUUGUGUAUCAUGGUGCCAACCGAGCAAAAUAUCUUUAUCAGCUUUCAGAUUAUGAUUUUGUUAUAACAACAUAUGCAAUUGUUGAGGCAGAAUUCAGAAAAUAUGUGUUGCCUCCUAAAGACAAAUGCCAGUAUUGUGGAAAAUUGUUUUAUGAGCAUAAGUUGAAAAUUCACUUGAAAUAUAUGUGCGGUCCUGGUGCUGUUCGGACGAUUAAGCAGGCAAAGCAGCAAAGAAAGGAACUAAAGUGCAAGAAAACGCCGGAUCUUGAGGUUCAUACAAGUGAGAUAAAAAAAGGGAAUAAAAAUGGCAAUGGUCGCAAGGAAAUGGAAAAUGAUGAUUCAAUUGAGAGUUCAGAUGUGACUGGCCUAACAUCUUCCAAGGGAAAAUCUAUUUUGCAUUGUGCAGCUUGGGAACGCAUUGUAUUGGAUGAGGCUCAUUGUAUUAAAGAAAGACGUAGCAAUACAACUAGAGCUGUUCUUGCUCUACAAUCUAAAUAUAAAUGGGCUUUAAGUGGUACUCCCCUUCAGAAUCGUGUGGGCGAGCUCUACUCCCUUAUUCGCUUUCUACAGAUAGUACCUUUCUCGUAUUAUUUCUGCAAGGAUUGCGAUUGCCGUACUCUUGAUUACAGUUCAGCAGAAUGCCCGGGUUGUGAGCAUAAAAAUGUUCGGCACUUCUGCUGGUGGAAUAGAUAUGUUUCCACGCCAAUAAAGAUUCUGGCCGGAAGGGGGGGCGGUAGAGGUGCUAUGAUUUUGUUAAAGCACAAAAUCUUGAAAAGCUUAGUGUUAAGGCGUACAAAAAAGGGCAGAGCAGCUGAUCUUGCACUACCUCCUAGAAUUGUUACCUUGAGAAGAGAUUCUCUCGAUAUUGUGGAAGAAGACUAUUAUACAGCACUCUACAAUGAAAGUCAAGCACAGUUUAAUACAUAUGUCGAUGCAGGAACGUUGAUGAAUAACUAUGCCCACAUAUUUGACCUACUGACACGCCUUCGUCAGGCAGUUGAUCAUCCCUACCUUGUGGAAUAUUCUCUUACUGCAAUGGAAAGAAAGGGCAAAACCGUUGAUACUAGAAGUGAUGCAAAAUGUGGUUUGUGUAAUGACACCGAAGAAGACACUGUGGUUACAUCAUGUGGGCAUACCUUCUGCAAGCCCUGUUUGAUUGAUUUUAGUGCUAGCAUGGGACAAAACUCGUGCCCUACUUGUUCAAAGCCACUUACUGUUGAUUUCACCUCCAACAAAGAUGGGAAAGAACAGAGGUCAAAAACAACCAUUAAAGGAUUCAGAGCAUCAAGUAUUUUGAAUAGAAUCCAACUUCAUGAUUUUCAGACAAGUACAAAAAUUGAUGCCUUGAGGGAAGAAAUUCGAUUUAUGGUUGAAAGGGAUGGCUCUGCCAAGGCAAUUGUCUUCAGCCAGUUCUCGUCUUUCCUGGAUCUCAUUCACUAUUCCCUUCAAAAGUCUGGAGUGCACUGUGUCCAGUUAGAUGGGUCCAUGUCCAUGGGAGCUAGAGAUGCUGCUAUCAAAAAAUUUACUGAGGAUCCUAGUUGCAGAAUAUUUUUAAUGAGCUUAAAAGCAGGGGGUGUUGCUCUCAAUCUCACAGCAGCGUCACAUGUUUUCUUGAUGGAUCCGUGGUGGAAUCCUGCUGUGGAGCGGCAAGCGCAAGAUAGAAUACAUCGAAUAGGCCAAUACAAACCAAUCCGGAUUGUAAGGUUUAUUAUUGAAAACACCGUUGAGGAAAGGAUUUUAAAGUUGCAGGACAAGAAGGAAUUAGUAUUCGAGGGCACGGUGGGCGGGUGUUCGGAGGCUCUGGCAAAAUUAACAGAAGCUGAUCUGAGAUUCCUGUUUGUGACCUAAGUUGCAGCAGUCUGCUGGAAAAUUGUAGGAUUUUGUCGUGUCGAAUGUCGAUUGGUUAGUGUUUCUUUUUGAUUAACAAAUUGCUAAAACUAGUCUGGUAUUUUUGGCUCCUUUUGGCAAAGAAAGCUCACUAACUGUAUCAGUUCAAUAGACUUUUGAUGAUAUAAGGCAUUGAUAUGUUAAAUAGAUGUGUUACAGUUUUUGGCAUCUUAGUGAAGCUGCAAGAAAGGUUCUCCUAA
Molecule: messenger RNA, 3146 nt
Organism: Salvia miltiorrhiza (redroot sage)
Lineage: Eukaryota; Viridiplantae; Streptophyta; Magnoliopsida; Lamiales; Lamiaceae
Product: DNA repair protein RAD16-like
Molecular function (GO): ATP-dependent chromatin remodeler activity; ATP binding
Source: RefSeq, a predicted model, not a curated record